This is a messenger RNA of Thrips palmi, 3365 nucleotides long. RefSeq names its product acidic repeat-containing protein-like. The coding region runs from base 148 to 2976 and encodes 942 amino acids. The transcript is spliced from 12 exons. The record is from RefSeq and is a predicted model, not a curated record. Lineage: Eukaryota; Metazoa; Arthropoda; Insecta; Thysanoptera; Thripidae. Gene Ontology annotation, cellular component: nucleus.
CCAUGUCAUUUUUUCGUGGUGUGUGCUCCUUUGAGGAGGCACACAUUCAAAUCCAAACCCAAACAGUGGGAAGUGGGAAGUGGGAAGCUGCUUGUCGAACUUGUCGAGGGGUAUCAUCUCAUUCAGUAUUUUCAAAGUUUUGCCAUUAUGGACCCUGUUCUUCCUUUCCGUAUACUGAGUCCGGGGUCACGGAAACCGAAACUCAAUCAUCGUUUCAACAGUAAGCUAUCUCUGAAGUUGCGAAAGGGUACUAAUGUCGAACACCGUAGCAAAGAAAAUAGGGAUCCUUUACUGAGAGAAGGAAAAAAUCCUAAAACGUCUGGCUUGAGACAUGAGGACUCAGAUUUGAUGACAUCUGAUGAGUCUAAUGACAGCAUGGAACGGUUCAGUCAUCCAAACUCUGUUCUUUCUAUCAACACUCAAGAAUCUACUUUUUCUCUUCCUGUUGCUGAGUCUACAAGGUGUGAGGUUCAGUCUGUGAAAUUAUGCCCAGAGUCAACAAUUGCUACUUUGCACACAGCAAGCAACGGCAGCGAUUCUUCAGCUGCCACAGAAUACUUCACUGCGUAUCCUUUACCAGUGGGCUGUGAUGAGAGUAUUGUGUGCAUAUCAGAUUCAUCACCAGAACCGGACAGGAAAGCAGUUGCUUCAAAGAACAGAGUGUCUGAAUCUGUACUCAUUUCUUCUGAUGAAAGUGACAAUGAGCUCCCAUGUGCUUUACAACAAUUUUCUACAACCAGGAAGAAACUGUGCGAUACUUUAGAUCUUGAAAGUUCGACAAGUGGUUUGGAUCAUUCUGAUGAAGAAGAUAUUGUGAUUCCUCCCAGUGUGAAAAGUGACACUAGUUCAGUUGGGAGUUCCGAUAUCGUCAAAAGACAACCUAAUCAUGAUCUAGUGAUUCCUCCUAGUCCUGACAAAUAUUCUCAAAGUGACAUUAUAUCAGAGGAUAGUUGUAGUGAGAAGGAAUUAUCAAAAGCACCUGAAAGGAGACAAAUGGAACGUCCAGGCUGUUCUGGUGUUAAUGCAGCAUCAUGUGACAAAACAGCAAGUUGCUUACCAUCAUCUGACUGCGGGUUAGAUGAAUCGUCUUGGAAAGAAGACUUUCAUUUGGUCUUGCCAGACUCACAGUCAUUCUGUAACACCAAACAGGCUAAGUUCAUGGAACUUGAUUCCAAGGCAAACAAGCCUGAUUGUGUGAAAAACAUUAUUUCUAAAGAGAAAUAUGAUGAUAUUGCAAGGUGGAUUAUUCGGGGACAGACAUCAUCUGGAGACGGCUCAAAUGAAGAAUCUUCUCCAGUUGAGCAAACUGAAACCACUCCAUCAAUCUGUGACAAUAGGACUCAAGGAUGUCCUAAACUUGACAGGCUUCCUGCUGCAAGGAGGGUCUCCCUCAGUAGUGAUAGUGAAGAUGACAAUUUUCAUGCAUUGAUAGAUUCGGUGAGAAAAAAUCGCAUUAAGAAUCAUGAGAAAAUCAAUGCUAGAGAUGACUCCUUUAAUGACGGUUCAUUUAUUGAUGAUGAUUGCCGAAGUGAUAUGGUUGAGUCCCCAUCUUUCAAUGUUUACCAUUCUGACUUGACUAAGUCAAUCAGGACUGAAGUGAAGUCUGUAAGAAAGACUGUGCAAUCUAUCAAGAAAAAACAGUUUUUCCGCAACUUGUACCAUUCUGAUGAGUUCCAUGAAGAUGAUACAACAGCAUCUUCCAUUAACAAACCAAAGGCCUCUUUCAAAAGUUCAAGAAUAGCCAUUCAAUAUUCAAGUGGUAGUGAGGGUUCAGAAACAGAUUUUGAAAUUUCAACCAAAGGAAGAAAAACUCCUGGUAAUAAAGAAGAUAGAAAGCUGACAAAACAUUAUGAUAAUAAUUGCAGUGAUGACUCAGAAGCUACUUCAGACAGCUCUGGUUUUGUACAGAGAAAGACGGAAGUUGGAUCAUCUUCAACUAGAAAUACCAAAGACAAAAAUAUUGAUUUGAAUGAUUCUGACAUUAAGAUACCCCCAGAGUCACAAGUGUCCAGUUGGAGGAAAGUGGUUAAUCCUCCUUGUAGCAGCUCUGAAAGUUCUGAUUCAAAGUCUUCAAAAACAGACUUGAUUAAAAAACUCACAAAAAAAGAUAAUGUGAAGAAGCCUGCUCAUAUAUCCACAGUAUCCGUGACACCAAAGAAUAUUGCUUCUUUGAAGUCUCCUGGGAGGCCAUAUUCUCCCAUUCGAACAUUUUUGUCUUCAUUGUCAGGGCCAACUCACGAGCCAGGAGUACGUGACCAUCCAGAGGCAGCUGUUUACAACAAAAACUUCAAAGCAAAGAAGGAAGAGCUUACUCGUCGCUUGUUCAAGCUCUUCAACAGAGAGGUGUUUGAUAAAAGGCUUCCUGAUGACAUGCUGCUGGAAUGGAAUGGACGUUUAGUGCGAACUGCUGGGCUGUGUUACUGUAAACUUAUACGAAAAAAUGGAGUGACAACACGGACAUCAAAGAUCUCCUUAUCCACGAAGGUCAUUACAUCCCCGGAUCGUUUGAGAGACACAUUGAUUCAUGAGAUGUGCCAUGCUGCUGUAUGGCUGCUGAAUAACAUCUCCGGUGGACAUGGUCCAUUCUGGAAAUCAUGGGCACAUAAAGCCAUGAAGAGAUUUCCAGAACUUCCGUCAAUUGAGCGGUGUCAUACAUACAAUAUAGAAACAAAAUUCACAUACAAGUGCACCAAAUGUGGUUACAGUUUUGGUCGUCAUUCUAAGUCUUUGGAUUUGGACAAGAAACGUUGUGGUUACUGUUACGGUCGUUUUGAAGUGCUUCUCUCUUCACAAGUCCAAGGCCAAAACAAUCCAGAGAAAGUUAUGAAGACGCCCAGAGCACCAAAUGCUUUUGCUUUGUUUGUGAAAGAAAACUAUGGAACUAUCAAGCAAGGAAAUGCACAUUUGAAACAUGGUGACAUCAUGAAAAAACUUAGUGAAAAUUUUGCAUGUAUGAAGGUAAAAUCAUCCAAUUAAUUUUAUUCUUUGUAAUUUGUUUCCUGCGAUCUCAAGUUAUGCAUGGGAUUGGGACAAGCCAAUCCUCCAAAUCCUGCAUUUCCUUUCAUUUAACAUAGCUCAGUUAUUGUUCCGGUAUAGUAUUUAUCUUACAGUAAAUAUUUUAUGUCUAUUGUGGAUUCUAUUGGUUUUAAAUUUGCUGUUGUGAGACAAGCCUCAGUACAAAUCUAAUCACUUCAGUGCUUUAAGAUUUACUUGCAGGUGGCAAAUUUGUUUUUCUAAUUCAUUUUUUAACUUUUGUUGACAUAUUUUAUGUUUAGUUUUUAUAAAAACUAUCUCUGUUUGAAUUAACUUUAAACAAUUUGUAGUAAUCUGACUGAAAUUAAUAUAAUAUACUUGAUUACAUUUUA